AUGGACACAAGACAAGAAAUGGAAGAUAAAGGCCUUACUAUUUUGAAAAGGUUGGAAGAUAACUGCUUGUUGGAAAAUAUUACCACUCAAUUUGGUUUACAUGGUAUAAAGAUGCAUGAUGCAGUGAGAGAGAUGGCAUUGUCGAUCACAAGAAUGAAUCCUCGAUAUAUGAUACAAGCAGGUUUGCAAUUAGAAGAGUUACCAGAAAAGGAGCAAUGGAGUCCGGAUAUUGAGAAAGUGUCACUUAUGUAUAACUCCAUAUCAGAAAUUUCCAUAGAUGUGCUACCCACAAAAUGCCAACUGCUCACAACCUUGUUAUUGCAGAACAACCCUAUAAAGAAGAUCCCAUAUUCUUUCUUCACAAACAUGCCUUGUCUUAGUGUUCUCAAUUUGUCCUUCACAAAGAUCGAGAGUUUACCAAAUUCCAUCUCUGAACUAAAGAACCUCACAACAUUGUUACUUCAUAGCUGUCGAGAAUUAAGAGAUCUGCCUUGUCUUUCGAGGCUUCAAGAAUUGAAGGAGUUGGAUCUUCGUUGGACUGAAAUUGAGGAAGUCCCUGAAGGCAUAGAUAUGCUGAUAAAGCUAAGAUAUCUUGAUCUUGAAGUGUUCACUCUGAAAGAGAUACCCGCUGGACUUUUACCAAAACUCGUUCACCUUCAGCACUUGAGUUUUGCUGGGAACAAUGAAAAAAUAAGUCUAAAAGCAGAGGAGUUGGAACCAUUGAAGAAGUUGGAGCUCUUUACUGGGUGUUUCGAAGACAUCAGUGAAUUUACUAAGUUCAUCUCCUCAAUGCAACAAAGUAAGAAAAGUCUCAUCAAGUACCAUUUACGGGUGGGCUCAUAUUUAAUUCCUGCGUGGAGGACUCCUGAAAUAGAUAAAAAAGUGGCAAUUGGAGGAAUCGACAAUUGGGAAGGUGAGUUAAUUAUGCACCCAAUUGAAAUUCAAGAGUUGCAUAUUACUGAGUGCGACUAUUUGAGAAGCUUAGUUGAUGACAAUUCUUCCUUCAAAAAUGCGAUUGACUUGAGGGUUUGUAGGAUUUGGGGGUGUACAGGGAUUGAGUGUGUUGUUUCCCUGUCCUCUUGUUCCUCUUCUUCCGCUCAUCCAUUUCAGAGCCUUGAGGUGUUGGAUCUUCAAUUUCUGCCAAUGUUGAGUGCCUUUAUUAUGAAAGAUGAAGGAAUUGGUUCAGCAACAACAUCAUUGGCUCCGUCUGCCACCUUUUCCCAUCUUAAGGAAAUUACGAUAUACAGCUGCUCAAGUAUGAAGACGUUGCUUCCACAUUGGUUGCUUGCAAACCUCCAAAACCUGGAAGAGAUACAUGUGGGUGCUUGUAGUCAGCUAGUAGAAAUAUUGGGAGCAGCAACAUCAGAAGUUGAAGAAAAAGGGAGUGAUACGUUAAUCAAAUUCCAUCUUCCCAAAUUGAGAGAAUUGAGACUAAGUAAGUUACCAAAUUUGAAGAGCAUUUGCAGCAAAAGUGGAGUGAUGGUUUGCGAUUCUCUCCAACUUAUCCAAGUUGUUGUUGAGUGUGAUAAACUGAAGAGAAUUCCUCCAUUUGUUCCCCUUGUUGGCACUGGGCAGCCAUUUGCAUAUGCUCCACCUUCUCUUACCAUCAGGUCAAGCACAGAAUGGUGGGAAUGGUUGGAGUGGGAUGACCAUCCAAACUUUAAAAAUGUUCUUCGCUUCAACCCCUUUGGAAACUUUUAAGGUAUAUUUUUGAUAUUGAAGAAGAGAAAGAUAAAAGGGUUGGUGGGAAAGAAGUAGGGGGGAGGAUAGUGCAAAAGAGAGGAGAAAAGGAAUAAUGGAAGGAAGAGGUUAGGCGCAUAAAUAAGAGAUCAAACUGCCUCCACGUUUUAAACAUUGUCCCUCUCUUACCAUUCCUUCUAUUCUCUAUUUCUUCUCUAAUAUAUAUAUACACUUCCGAAAAUAACCUUCUAAAUAUUUACUAUUAAAAUAUUUAUAUUAAUCAAAAUUAUUUAAGUUGGGACAAAA
This is a messenger RNA of Gossypium raimondii (Peruvian cotton), 1986 nucleotides long. Its product is annotated as disease resistance protein At4g27190-like. Bases 1 to 1701 code for a protein of 566 amino acids. Lineage: Eukaryota; Viridiplantae; Streptophyta; Magnoliopsida; Malvales; Malvaceae. The transcript has 2 exons. The record is from RefSeq and is a predicted model, not a curated record. Gene Ontology annotation, molecular function: protein binding.